AUGAGUAAUUACGAAGAUGACCAAAGUGAAGAUGGAGAACUUGCUCGUAGCCCAGUUCAAGAUGAAAUGGAUUUCAGCUUGUCUGAUGAAGACCGCGACAAUGCAGAUGCCUUGGUUAUAAAACCUCCACAAGCAGUUAUUAGAUCACACAGAGACAAAAGAAACCACAAGCGUUCUGUUAAAGAACGAUACAAGGAGACAGUGCGAAAGGAAAAAAAACUUUACAGGGACCGCGACAAGAUGGAUAAGGUAAAACGUGAAGUUAGUAAUAAUUUAGAACGAGAUGACUUGCCUAAAGAUUACUAUAGAGAUAAACAGUACUAUAGGGAAAAGGAAGUUUACAGAGAGAAGGAUGUAAGGGACAAAGAUGUGUAUAGGGAAAGAGAAGCAAGGGAUAAGGAUGUCUAUAGAGAUAAAGAAGUCUAUAGGGAUAAGGAGCCAUAUAGAGACAGAGACCAUUACAGGGAAAGAGAUGUUUAUAGAGAUACAACUUAUAGGGAUAUUACUAGGCCCCGAGAUGCUUACAGGAAUAAAGACUUGUAUAAGGAUAAAGAGCCACAAAGAGAGCGUGACUUGUAUGCUAAUAGAGACAGACAAUACAAGUACCCUGAAGCUGAAAGGAAACAUGUAGAAACAGAAAAAAUUGAAACAAGACUAAGAAUGCUUGCUGAUGAGAGUAGAAGUUCCCAUAAUCAUGAAAAAGAGAAUAGAGACAAAACAUCAGGUGAUAAAGAAUUGGAAGAUUUAAGGAGUAGAUUAUUAAGUAAAAGGAUGACUAAGGAGCUUCAAGGUCAAGAUAUAAAAAAAUACUCCGAUUACGAUAAAGAUGGGAAGUCUGAUUCUAGUAGUAGACAAGCUUCUUAUGAUAAAUUACAUUUAGAGAGAAAAAAUAGGUUAAUUGAAGCAGAGAGAGAAAUGGUGAAAAGAAAACAUGAGUCUAGAAGUGAACUAGAAGCGCGCCGUGAGGAUCGCAGAAGACGUGGAAAGAAACGUUCUGUCACACCUGACGAAGGUGGUAGUAAAAAAAGCAAAACAACACAAUCUCCUAACUAUGGUGAUUCAGUUGUAGAGGUUUCAGAUGCUAGUGAUAUUGAAAUGAAGAGUGUGUCUCAAUCUGAACCAGAAGAAGGUGAACAUUCAAAUACUGAAACUGAUGAUGACAGCUCAUCUACUGAAUCUGAAUCAGAUGUAAAAUCUGAGGAAGAAGUAGAAGAAAAGACCAAUCUUGAAAAGCCUAAGCUUCAAGCUAAGUCUAAAUCAAAAUCACCUACCCCAAAAUCAUUACAUGCAAGCCCAUCAUCUCAUGAAAGUCGAAGGUCACAUUCAAGAUCAAAGAGCAGAAGUAGAUCACAUUCCUUUUCACCCCCUCCACCAGACGAGAAUGGUAAAACUCCAAUUGAAGAAACAAAACCAGCAGAUGAUGAGAGUGCUAGAUUGAAAGAGGAGGCAAUAAACUCUUUGCCCCCCUACUUUCCUGCAUUGCAGGGUUGUCGCUCAGUUGAAGAAUUUCAAUGUCUGAAUAGAAUAGAGGAAGGGACGUAUGGGGUUGUUUAUAGAGCGAGGGAUAAAACAACAGAAGAGAUUGUCGCUUUAAAACGACUUAAAAUGGAGAAGGAAAAGGAAGGAUUUCCCAUUACAUCUUUGAGGGAAAUCAACACAUUACUCAAGGGUCAACAUCCCAAUAUCGUGACAGUGAGAGAAAUCGUCGUCGGGUCUAACAUGGACAAGAUAUUCAUCGUUAUGGAUUACGUGGAGCAUGAUUUAAAAAGCCUCAUGGAGACGAUGAGGAAUAAGAAACAAGUGUUUCUACCAGGGGAAGUGAAAUGUCUCAUGACUCAGUUGUUGAAAGCUGUGCACCACCUUCACGAUAAUUGGAUUUUACACAGAGAUCUCAAAACUAGUAACCUGCUUCUUUCACACAAAGGCGUACUCAAGGUGGGAGACUUCGGUUUAGCGAGAGAGUAUGGGUCUCCACUUCGACAGUACACUCCGAUCGUAGUUACACUGUGGUAUCGAGCUCCCGAACUAUUGUUAUGUUCAAAGGAAUACUCUACGCCCAUAGACAUGUGGAGUGUUGGCUGUAUAUUUGCUGAGUUCAUCACAAUGAAUCCUCUGUUUCCCGGAAAAUCAGAAGUUGAUCAGCUUAAUAGAAUUUUUAAGGACCUAGGAACACCAUCUGAGUUAUUAUGGCCAGGCUAUAAAGAAUUGCCGGCUGUUCAAAAAAUGACCUUCGCAGAGCACCCGCCCGGAGGACUCAAGCAACGUGUUGGUGCAGAUUUGCUUUCUGAAGCAGGCCUCUCGCUUUUGCAAGGUUUCCUCACCUACAACCCUGCGAGACGCCUCACUGCUGAUGCAGCCCUUGAGCAUGCGUACUUUAAGGAGAAUCCAGUCGCUAUCGACCCCGCUAUGUUCCCCACUUGGCCUGCUAAGUCGGAGGGGAAUCGACGAACGACUCACAGCCCGAAGCCCCCGGCUGGCGGCGCUGCCUAUUCGCAGUUCGCGCGCGCUGACUCCGACGAGGCACUCGGAUUCCACGUACAAGCGCGUUCGCUCAACGUUGCGCCGGGAUUUUCACUUAAAUUCUAG
Messenger RNA from Leptosia nina, 2586 nucleotides. NCBI's taxonomy places the organism in Eukaryota, Metazoa, Arthropoda, Insecta, Lepidoptera, Pieridae. The record is from the annotation of a GenBank genome assembly.